Messenger RNA from Salvia splendens (bonfire salvia), 1484 nucleotides. RefSeq names its product SUPPRESSOR OF GAMMA RESPONSE 1. Bases 129 to 1256 code for a protein of 375 amino acids. The record is from RefSeq and is a predicted model, not a curated record. Lineage: Eukaryota; Viridiplantae; Streptophyta; Magnoliopsida; Lamiales; Lamiaceae. The transcript has 6 exons. Gene Ontology annotation, molecular function: transcription cis-regulatory region binding; DNA-binding transcription factor activity. Gene Ontology annotation, biological process: regulation of DNA-templated transcription. Gene Ontology annotation, cellular component: nucleus.
CUCAACUUCAAAUGAGAAUGCAUUUUUUCAUCUGAGAGUUUCUUCUAAUUCAUGGCUAGAAGAGAUCAAAUUCAUUGAUGAUCCAAUUUUGAUUUAAUAUCUGACAAUUUAUGCUCUUAGAUUCUUGAAUGGAUAGGUCGUGGCUUAUCGAUAGUCGAAGUCUCGCGAGGAAGGUGAUCAAUGCCGGCCUCCCUUCCGCUUGUCGGAUCAAGGAUAGUGAGGCGAAUACCCGGUGCCCCAAGUGCCAUCAUCUGAUAGACAACAGUGAAAGUUCGCACGAGUGGUCAGGCUUCCCUGCUGGUGUGAAAUUUGAUCCGUCCGAUGUGGAGCUGCUGGGUCAUUUGGCUGCAAAACGAGGCGCGGGGAACACAGAGCCCCACCUGUUAAUCGAUGAGUUCAUCCCGACUUUGGAGGGCGAAGGAGGAAUAUGUUGCACUCAUCCGAAAAAUCUUCCCGGAGCCAAGAUGGAUGGAAGCAGUGCUCAUUACUUCUAUAGAAUUGCCAACGCAUACGCUAGUGGCGGGAGGAAGCGCCGUAGAGUUGGGGAUCAAGAAAGCGCACGCGUGCGCUGGCACAAGACGGGCAAAACCAAGGCGGUGGUGGAAAACGGGAUCCGUAGAGGUUUUAAGAAAAUCAUGGUUCUUUACGAGACGUCGAAGAGGGGAUGCAAGGCCGAGAAGUGCGAUUGGGUGAUGCAUCAGUACCAUCUCGGGGGCGAUGAGCACGAGAAAGAGGGAGAAUAUGUGGUCUCGAAGAUCUUUCGUCAGCCCGAGAAGGAGAGUAAGAAGGUUGGAAGUGUUACUUUGGUGAAGGAAGAGUCGGAGGUUCCUGUGAUCCCGAUGACGCCUAAGACGACCACUCCCGACCCUCCUCGUUCGGACCAAACUCCGUAUUCGGAUUGCCACUUGGACGAUUAUUUCCUUCAGUUACUACUUCAGGAAUCCGAGCUUCUCAACGAACCAUAUCACGCUUCCUAUAGUUCCCGAUUAGAAGAUGUUGAGUUCACCACUUGCUUGGAUGAAAACACCGAAGCUGGUGAUUUCAGUCGACCGAACUCCCUAUCCUGCAACGAGAUAGUCGAGUCUAAAGAGGCAUUUGGUGACAUAAACGCCGUGCACAGCAGAGACACCACCGGUUGUUAUGGAAUAAGCGAGCUUGAGAACUUAGAACUCGACGCUGCGCCAGAUUUCAACUCACAGGAGUUGCAGUUUUCGUCCCAAGACAGCAUAUUCGAUUCGUUGGACCGACUGUAUUAGGACUCGAAACGUCCCAUUUUUGCACCUCUCGUGGUCCCCGAAUACAAGCAAUAAGAUUUUCGACUAAAAGGCAGAGUUGAUCGCGAAGAGAGAAGACGAGCGUGAGCCUAAUGAGGCGAAGAUUCAGGUUUGUCGAGGUGUGAAAUAUUAUAGUUACUAAACUAUGUAUAUGUAAAUGUGUUAAACAAUGUUGUUUGUAAUAAUAUUGGCUUUUGUCUUUGUACAUAU